Molecule: messenger RNA, 704 nt
Organism: Plasmodium cynomolgi strain B
Lineage: Eukaryota; Apicomplexa; Aconoidasida; Haemosporida; Plasmodiidae
Exons: 1
Source: RefSeq, a predicted model, not a curated record
AUGGACGGGGCGUACGGAAUGAGAACCGUUUUGAAUUCCACCCGACUUGAGGAAGAGCCAAAAUAUUCCCUGAACCCAGCGGACCUCUCUCACAACAGCAUGAACGCAAACUACAUGAUGAAUGGAGCAGUGUUAACCAAUGGAUACAACACUAGUGACUAUGUCAUUAAUAGAGAAAGUUACCCAUCUGAAAUGAUGCCACAAUUUAAAAUAGAUCAGGGAGGAAACACAUACAACAACACAAUGCCAAUGAAUAGUAUUAUACAUACAGAUCCAAAUGAAUCCAUGAGUAUGCAAGGAAUGAAGACAUGCUUGGAAGGACCCACCGGAUUUGAUAGUUAUAGAAACUUAAUGAAUUAUAACAACACACAGAAUACAAUUCAAGCUAGCCAAGUUCCAUUCAAUAUGGAUGAUUAUAAUUCUGGGGGAGAUAUCAUGUACAUGAAUCAUCCAAGCACAGGUGAUAAUUUUCCCCCUGAUUACCUGAACAACUUACGAACGAUAGAUACGGAUCCUAUGACUUAUGCGAAUAACUUCAACAUACCUAAUGGAAAUUUCAACACCAUGUUGAGUGAAAAUAAUAAUUAUAAUAGCUUACCUUACUCUAUGCCGAUCUUUGAAAAUAUGAAUAACCCUCAGAUGUACAUGCAGCAGAUGAAUGCGAAACAGGCUGUGACUGGACAGAUGCCUAAAAUGGACCAUAC